UAAACCCGGCUGCUCGCCCGUGUCUCGGGGGCCUCCCACUCCUCGCAGAGUAUGAAUAGCUGCGCUCCCCUCUGCUCUCAGCCACUCACUUCCCUCCCUGCCCUCCCUCUCCUCCAGAGCCUCGGCAUCCUCCCCGACAUCCUCCUCCCCUGCGUCUUCCUCUGGCAGUGCCGGCUCCAGAGCCCCGGCACCCUCCGGCAGCGCCGAUGCUGAGCACGGAAAGUUUCACGGGGGCGAGAGCCCUGGGAGAGGAGUCGCUACAGAUGUGGGACCUCAACAAGCGGCUGGAGGCAUAUCUGGCCCGCGUGAAGUUCCUGGAGGAGGAGAACGAGGUGCUGCGAGCUGAAAUCCAGAGCGCCAAGGGCAGCCCGGCCGGGGACUCGUGGCGGGUGAAGUACGAGGAGGAUCUGCGAGCCCUGCGGGAUGCGCUGGAUCACGCCUUCAGGGAGAAGUGCACGGCCGAGCUGGCCAGGGACAACCUCUACGAGGAGGUCCAGCAGGUGAAAAGCAGGUGCCAGAAGGAGCAGGCAGCCCGAGAAGAGGCCAAGAAGCAGCUGUCCUUGAGCAGGAAGGAGCUGGAGGAGGAGAGGAGAGCGCAGAUCUGGCUGAAGGAGAGAGCUGUGCAGCUGGAGAAGGAGGUGGAAGCCUUGCUGGAGGUGCACGAGGAGGAGAAAGCGGGGCUGGACCAGGAGAUUGCGAGCUACUCCCAGAGCCUGGAGAGCUUCCGCUGUGCACCGGUGGCUUUCCAGCCCGUGGAGGUGGAGGACUAUUCCAAGAGGCUCUCGGAGAUCUGGAAAGGGGCAGUGGAGACCUACAAGACGGAGGUGUCGCAGCUGGAGGGCUCCCUCUGCCAGGCCAAGGAGAACCUGUGGAAAGCAGUGGAGGACAACCAUAAGAGCCAGCUGCAGCUGCAGCACCUGGAGAAGGACCUGGCGGGGCUCAAAGUGAGGAAGGAGAUGCUGGAGGAGAGCCUGGCCCAGCAGUGGCAGGAGCAGCGUGGGGAGGCAGAGAAGUUCCAGCUGGCGAUGGAGGCCCUGGAGCAGGAGCAGCAGAGCCUGCGGGUGCAGAUCGCCCGGGUGCUGGAGGACAGGCAGCAGCUCAUGCACCUCAAGAUGUCCCUCAGCCUGGAAGUGGCGACCUACAGGACGCUGCUGGAAGCGGAGAGCACUCGCCUGCAAAUGCCAGCCGGGGAAUUCAGACUGGUCAACGGCGUGCGAGAUCUCAAACUGGAGGCGAGCAGCGGCAGCAAACUGGUACCAGCAAGCCCUGAGCCCAGGCGGCUGCUGCCCCGGGACCACGGCGCCAGCCCCUCUGUCUUCCCCAGGGCAGAGGGGAGGGGCCAGCCAGCAAAACCUCAGAGCGACGCCCUGACACCCAAAAGCCAGAGCCCCGACGUCAGGGAGCUCCAGAAAAUCAGCUCAGUCCUCCACGGCACAGCUGCUGGCAGGGCUGGGCGUCCGGGUGUCCCCGGGUGCCCCACACCGAGCCCCUCCCAAGCUGCCCCUCCUCUCUCCCCGGAGCCCCCCAGCCCCUCCCCACCGGAGCCGGGGAGCCCAGGGGGAGAGGGUCCCGCCUGGCCGGGGGGAGCCGGGGGGGUGACGAGCCCAGAGACGGAGCGUCCCCUGCCCGGAGCCACGACAGAGAGCCCCGAGGACGGUGUGAAGCCCCCCGGAACGGCGCCCACCCGCAGCCUGCAGUACCCGGCCCAGCUGGUCAGCCACGCCCUGGAGGACGCGCUCAAGGAAGUGGAAGAUGAUGCUCAGCCCGAGGAAGAGCCCACCCUCAGCGCCGUGUGGGCCCCCCAGGAUGCCCGUGCCCCCAGCCCCGUUUUCCCCACAGAGGCUUGUGGAGGGGCUGUGGCAGAGGGGACAGGGGAAGGGCAAGACCCCUCCGAGGGCUCUGGGGACGGUGAUGGCCCCGAAGUGGAGGAGAGGGCUGGGGAAGCCGAGCUCCAGGGGCUGGGUGUGGAGAGCAGCAUCCUGGGGGACAGAGCCACAUCCCCCCUGGGCACGGCCCUGAGUGACACAGUGAGACGGGAAGAGAUGGGAGCGUGGGAGGAGGAGGAGGUGCCUGCUGUGCUGAGCCCAAGGGAUCCAGAGGCAGAGGUCCAGGAAGAGGAUGUGAGUGGUCCUGGACAGACAGCGACCAGCUGGGAAAAACCAGGGCAAGAGGAGGAUGGGGAAGAGACCCCAAGCACGGAGCCAUCACAACCCUCAGAAGAUGAGGAGGAGAGGGGACCCCACAGUCCCUGUCAGGAGGAUGGAGAUUUCCAUGGAGAAGGAGGGGAUGAGCCAGAAGAGGAGUCUCCAGAUGGGGAAGUGGAAGCUGCUCGUGCUGUCCUCAUGGAAAGCCACCUGGUUUCACCCACAAAGAGUCACCUGGAAGAGGAUUUUGUUGAUGCAGAGCAGGAAAAUUCUGAGCAUCAGAAAAUUACUGCAUGUGAGACAGAGGCUGCAGAGCAGGAAAGGGGACAGGGGCUGUGCCCAGAGCAGGAGCCCUCGACUGUUCAUGAGGCCGUCCCAGCAGAGGAGGCUUCAUCAGGAGCUGAAGAAGAUGCUGUGGGAGGGGAGGACACAGGCAGAGUGAAAGAUGGUGAGGGAGAAGAGGGAGAGGCCAGCAGGGAGAUGCUGAGAGGAGAGGACCCUGGGGCAGGAGAGGAUCCUGGGGCAGGAGAGGACCCCAAGGCAGGAGAGGAUCCCAGGAAAGGAGAGGAUCCUGGGACAGGAGAGGAUCCUGAGGCAGGAGAGACUGCAGGAGGUGACACCCCGGGGUGGGAGAGCAGAGCCCCAGAGGAGCCUGAGGACCCGCAGGAAGCCAGAGCUUCUGUGGAAGAGGGUGGGGAACAGGAGCUGGAGCUGGAAGAGGAGCCCUGGGGCAAGGGGGAUGAUGGCAAUGGCCAAGAGCCCUGUCCAGGGGACUGGGAGGUGACAGCAGAGGACACAGAGGGGGCUUUGGGCACAGAAGUGUCAGCCUGGGCUGAUGACACUCCGUCCAGCACAGGAAGGCUGGAAAGUGAGGAGAGAGAUGGCACAUUGCCAGCAGAGCUGGAGGAAGCCCAGGAAGACGAUGAAGAAGAUGCCAAGAGCCAGGGGAUGAGCCAGCAGCAACCACUGCCAGAGGCUGAGCCAGCACCGGAGCUGGCAAGGGAGGAGCAGGAGGGCACUGCAGGGCAGCCUGACCCAGCCACCCCACAUGCCCCUGGGCGAGGGGACAGCCAGGAGCCGGCCGAGGCUCCGGAGGAGCCGUGGGAGGUGCAGGGUGAGGAUGCUGAAGAGGGGCUCGGCUCAGAGCUGGGGCAGCCAGAGAGCAGCAGCUCCGGCCUCGAGGCACUGCAGGAGGUGUCAGGUGAGGGCACAGAGAGCAGUGAGUGGGCAGAGGAGGAUUUCGGGAGAUUGGGAGACUCGGAGCCCAUCCCAGGCACCGGCAGGAGGGUGGAGCUGGAGGACACCCUGCCGGACAGCACACCCUUGCACCUCUACGAGGGGGAGAUGCUGGCUGGGGGUGCACCCAGCCAAACCCCCCCAGAGACUGAGGAGACCACGGAGACAGACCCUGUGACUGAAACAGCUCCAGAGGGGGAAGAGUGGCUGGAAGGGAGGGACAAGCCACUGACUCCCACCAUGCCAGAGAGCCCUGAAGAAGAGGCAGAGGCAGAGGUGGCCCCUGUGGCGGAGGGUGCUGAGGAGGAGGAAGGAUAUUUCAUGGUCUCUGCUCCCAGCCAAGAGAUGUCCAGCUCGGAGGAAGCUGAGAUCUCCGAGGACUUUGAAGAAAUUAAAGUGGAAGCAACUGAAGGCAGCCAAGGUGACCUGGGAGCUCCCAGAGAAGCAUCUCCAGUGCCAGAGGGCAAAGGGCACCUCCAGACUUUUGUUGGGGAAGCAGAAGAAGACAUGGAGAUGCCCACAGAAGAACCUGAGAAGCCACAGGAUGAGGAGGAGGAUGGCACUGCUGAGCUGGAGGAAGGCCCAGCUAUGCCUGAAGCAGAUCCCAGCAGCCCCGGGGCCAUGGGACCAUUAACAGGAGGCACUGACCAGCCAGCCCAGGGUGCCACAGGCACCAGAGCACAGGAGGGACCCGACCACUCUGAGGGUUUGGCUGCUGAAUCGGAUGAGGAGCUCCAUGGCACAGUGGAGCUGGAGAGCGAUGCCAGUGGAGCCACAGCACUCCCAGGCUGCAGCCUGGGGCUGGUGGAGCAGGAGGAGGAGGAGGAGGUGGAGGAGGAUGAGCCUGGCAUGGCUCACCAUGACACGGCCAAGGCCACCCCCCCAGCAGAGCUCCAGGCCCAGGCAGUGCCGGAGCAGGCGGAGCAGCCGUCGGAUGAGCAGCCGCCCGUGGAGGAGGAAGCACCAGACAGUGACAGCCCCCCCUCAGCAGGGGAUGAGCAGCCCCCCGAGGCCGACCCACCCCGGCCGGGCUCUGCACUGGAGCAGAGAGGUUUUCCAGAGGUGAUUACAGACAUCCCUGACACAGCUCUUCUCCCGGCAAAGGUGCCGGUGGAUGUCAUGAAGGACUCCGAUAUUUUGGAAAUAGUUGAGCAGGCCCUGGAGUUCAAUCAGGAGCUGGUGAUGGGGGCGAGGGCGGCCGAGGGAGGGCAGCAGGGUCCUGGCAGGACCGAGCUCCCCCAGGAUGCUGGAGAAGACUCCUCCCCGGCCUCGUCCAGCGAGGAGGAGCCGACGGUGCAGGAGGCGCCGGAGCCGGAGGGUCGGGUUCAGGCUGCGAACGGGCUGCACCGGGAGGCCAGUUUGGAGGACCUGGCCGAGUUCACCGAGGAGGUGCUGAACGGCAUUGCCAGCAUGGCCCCGGCACAGGAGCUCCCCUCGGGGACCGCAGACCCCUCCGUGGGGAUGCCAGCGCAGCCCCCCCCUCCCAGAGACACCAAGCUGGGGGAUGGCACCCCAUGGGGCAAACACGGCAGAGCCGACCCCGUGCCCCCCGCUCUGGGGGAGGAUGUCCUGUGCCUCACACCCGACCAGCCACCAGCGUGUCGCCUGAGAGCCGAGCAGGAGCCCUGGGCCGCGGGGGAUGAGUGACAGCGGUGGGGGGACCCCCUGGUAGCCCCUUCCCUGCCAUGACCCAGCACCCCCACUUCCCCCACCCACCCUCCUAAUGCUCCCCCACCUCCUUAUGGUUUUUAACAUGUUUGUGUGGAUUUUUUGCACCCCUUUUCAGAGUGAAGAACCACCAAGCUCUGUUCCACCCCACAGCCUCCCCCUCCCCAAAAAAAUUCGCAUGCUUGCUUUGGGACCCCCACCUCAUUUUGAGCCUCCUCUGGGUGGGUUGCCAUUGGCUGUAUUUAAUUUAAACUCUGUGUUUCCCCCUUCCCUGCAAUGUCCUCUCCUUCUGCCCCCCCAGCAUCUGCCCUAGGAAGGCCAGCUGGAGGCUGGGGACCCCCACAUGCUGCACCCCAGGACUCAGUGCCUCGGGGUGAUGUCACCCCGGGGUCCCCAGCCCUGACUCUCCGACAAGGGGGCUGAGCCAAGCUGGAUGUUUCCGCUGCCUUGACGUUAAUUUAAUAAAGCCUCAUCCUCCCA
Pseudopipra pipra is the source of this 5528-nucleotide messenger RNA. It is a transcript of the gene NES, whose product is annotated as nestin. Bases 207 to 5027 code for a protein of 1606 amino acids. Gene Ontology annotation, cellular component: intermediate filament. Gene Ontology annotation, molecular function: CCR5 chemokine receptor binding; intermediate filament binding. The transcript has 4 exons. The record is from RefSeq and is a predicted model, not a curated record. Gene Ontology annotation, biological process: positive regulation of intermediate filament depolymerization. Lineage: Eukaryota; Metazoa; Chordata; Aves; Passeriformes; Pipridae.